Messenger RNA from Peniophora sp. CBMAI 1063, 750 nucleotides. The record is from the annotation of a GenBank genome assembly. NCBI's taxonomy places the organism in Eukaryota, Fungi, Basidiomycota, Agaricomycetes, Russulales, Peniophoraceae.
AUGACGAGGUCAGACGCAGAGGUCAUCGAGCUCUUCCAUGAGCAGGUGAAUAUGAGUGCGGAUGAGCUCGAAGCUUGGCUUGCGGAUCCGCAGAGCAAGAAGGCAGGCACUGGAGUCGGGCAUGAUAGCGGAGAACACAUCGUCAAGAUCUUGCGCGGGAACCCGGACAAAGACCCGGAGAAGUACUCUGCUGAGGACCUCGAACAUAUGCACAAGGUUGUCGCAUACAACUCGCGUCAUCUGAAGCAGGAAGAUCAUCUGAAGGAUACCAAGACGACAGAGGAGCUUGAGAAGACAAAGAGCACCAUUAGCCUGAAGAACUGGGGUCACGACCCUGUCAAGGUGAAGAAGCAACAAGACGGCGAACUUCCCGCCAAUGGCGAUGACGGCGCCGAUCCUGCAGAGCAGAAAGCCGAUGGAGAAGAUGAGCCGAAGGGGGAUGCGGCGUCGGGCGAGACUGAGGAAGUGCAGCCUGUAGCGGAUGAGAAGGAGGAGACCGGCGAGGCCGCGGCAGAUGCGGACAUGAGAGAGACGGAGAACGGCGAGGGUGAAGAACAAGCCGCGGCAGAAGACGGCGAGAGCGCGGAUGUGGGGCAGAAGCGCAAGCGUAGCCUACGCUCGGCGGACAAGCCCGCGUCGAAGGGUAAGCCCGAGUCGCAGGCGGAGCCCAAGGCAAAGCAUGCGCGCACGUCGAGCAAGGGCGACGGUACGUCGAAAGAGAACCCUGUGACGAUAGACGAAGAGUCUUGA